Musca domestica (house fly) is the source of this 4948-nucleotide messenger RNA. Its product is annotated as ras-GEF domain-containing family member 1B. Gene Ontology annotation, cellular component: plasma membrane. Gene Ontology annotation, molecular function: guanyl-nucleotide exchange factor activity. The transcript has 5 exons. The record is from RefSeq and is a predicted model, not a curated record. Bases 1535 to 4075 code for a protein of 846 amino acids. Gene Ontology annotation, biological process: Ras protein signal transduction; positive regulation of GTPase activity. NCBI's taxonomy places the organism in Eukaryota, Metazoa, Arthropoda, Insecta, Diptera, Muscidae.
AUAUCCCUAAAUUUUUUCCUUGUUUAAAACCGGUCGGGUCGUGUGUUGUGUUUGUACUAUGCUCGUUACUCUCCCAGAAAUUGUAAAUGUGUGUAUUUUUAUUUGAUUGAUUGAGAGAAACAAAAAAGAAUAAAAAAUAACAACAAUAUAAAAGUAAAUAAAAUAGAAACAAAAGAAAGUAGAAAAAAUUAUAACAAAAUAAAGAAGAUAUAAAUGAAAGUAGGAAGAAAUUAAAAGUGAAUGAUUUUAAUAUGAAAUAAAAGCCAACCAGCCAUAUGUUACUUGCUGAGGAUUGGCAAUUUUCUAAGGAAAUGGUUUUGUUGUGUUUGUUGUAGAGAGAAGGCCGUCAAAAGCCAUCGAAAUCAAGGUGUUCAAAGUGUAGUGUCUAGCUGGAGAAGAGUUGUAAAAACGUUGGAGGAUGACCAGGUAAAAGCUGGAAUGUGAAUCCUAAAAUCCAAUAUCCAGCCAAACAACGUACCAGAUAGAUAUGUACAUAAAAAAUAUACCCCGCUCCCGUGUGAUACUCCGCCAGACAUCAGCCAAGUGGUGCUGCGUUUGAAAGCCAAAACGAUUGCAUAUUUUUCCGUGGUGCGCAAUUAUUAUUUUUUUCUUCUUGUGUUGAGUACGAGACAACAACGCUCAUUUUUUGCUUGUUGUUGCUGUGAUGAAGUGGUGGGAGGAAAGGUGAACUAGUCGGGGUAAAGUGAAUAGUGGAAAUGCAAUGUUUUCCUGCUAAAACUGGAAAGUGUAAAUAUUGGUAUUGACACCAAAAAAGCCAAGCCAAGCCAAGUGGUGACCACCAAGGAAAUAAACAAAUAAUUUCCUUAAAUUCUUUUUUUUUUUUUUUCAAAAAAGUGCCAAAUUAAACAAGGAAGCCAAAUGGAAGAAAUUUAAAAAAAAAAUUGUGAAAAAAAUAAUUUUCAAUAAAUCCUAAAUCUUCUUGUUGAUCUAUGAUUGUGUGUGUAUGUGCGCCAUUGGAGUUGUGUAGAUGUGUGUAACUCGUCCUACCACUGCGCUGCAAAUGCUUCUCAGCAAACGUCGCUGACCUUCUGGAUAUUGGAUAUUUUGCCAGCCAGCCAAACAAGCUGCCCAAACGGCUAAACAUUGUCCCUUCUUCAUUGCAAAUUUUGUACUCAUCUCCCACCCUGCCUUCGUUUGUCCCCCCCUCCAAUCUUCAAGCAUGCACAGCAGCGUGAAAUAAGAAAAAUGUAAACUUUUCCCUUUUUUGCAAUGCAUCAAACCCAGCCGGGCCACCAAACUAAAUGUGGACCAAGGGAGUAGCAGCAUGUGUGUAAUCAACAUUUUCAGGAUCAGCAACAGCACUAAAAGAAGUCAAUUGAUUUUCUACUUUGCCUAAAAAGCCAAGCCAGUCAAUAAGCCAUCCAAAUGUUUUAUACAACAAAAACUAGAACAACAACAGCAACAAAAACAACCAGAAUUUUAAGACACCCAUGUGUGCGGACCAACAACGAUAAUUUACUUUAAUUUGAACGAUUGAACAAAAAAAUUAGUUUUUGGUGCAUAGACACAGCCAAUGUCAAUGUCGAAUAACGGCAUAAAUAGCGCUGCGAAUGGGCGCACAAAUAGUGCCAACAAUACAACAACAACAGCAACAAAUGUUCAUGCCAUUCAUACAACAAAUGUCCAAAUUGCCAAUAAAACCACAAACCACAUGGCAGGAAGCAGUAGCAAUAGCGGUGGUGGUGGUGGAGGAGGAGGAGGAGGUGGUGCAGGUGGCGCCCAAGCCAAAACGUCAAUUAAUCUUAAAACAAAUGAUAUUCGGGCCAACAUUGUAACACUGCCGGAUGGAAAACCAACCACAACAACUGGACACCAUCACAUGUCCUUGAAAUCGAAUAACAACGAGCAUCAUCAUCUUCAUCACCCCCAACAACAGCUGCAACAACAGCAACAACAAUAUGUAAAUAUUAAAAAAUCCACCAUGAACUCGAAUUCAUCAUCCUCCUCCUGCAAUACCGCACCUUCUUUGGUGCAUGUAAAUAAAUUACCCACACACCGACGUGAUAGUUCUAAUGUGAGUGGCCAUAAUACCCAUACGGGUAUUGUGCCACAAAGCCUAAAAGAUGCCUCUAAAUAUAGAUAUAUACGACCUCAAACCGUGUAUCGGGCCGAGGAGACGGCCAGCGAUGAGGUGGAUCGUGUGAUCACCACCACAACCACCACAACACCCUACAGCAAUGAGGGCUUGAAAAACGAUCUGUUGGUCUACUAUGAUGGCCAGUUGGAGGGUGGCAGUCUAGAGGCUUUGAUCGAACACAUGGUGCCCACCCAUGACUAUUAUCCCGAUAGGAUUUAUACAUUUUCAUUUUUGCUAAGUGCGAGGCUAUUUAUCAGACCCCAUGAAUUGCUGGCCAAGAUAUCACAAACAUGGGAGAAACAGCAGCAGCAGCAGCAGCAACAACACCAACAGUCUGGUACUGUUCUUCCGUCAGCUGCUGCUGCUGCUGUUACUGUUAAUCAAGAUCAGGUGGACGAUGCAGGUCAUUUUAAUCAAACUUCGGCAACAAAUUCUCCUUUGGUACAAAGAAAACCUUCGAACAGCCAAACAGGAGUAACAAACACCCAGAAAUCAGCCCAAAAUUGUAUACGUCUGCUGGCGGAAUGGAUCGAAACAUUUCCCUAUGAUUUUCGCGAUGAACGUCUAAUGCAACAGGUGCGCAUUUUGACACGCAAAUGUGUCUACAUUGACAAUGCAUUGGGCAAGCAGGUGUCCAAGAUUCUACAGCUACUGGUACAGCGUUUGACCACCCUCGAGAAAUACGAAGAGUUUCUGCAAUCUCUACAGCAAUAUGAUCUCAAUACCACACUACAGCCCCAUUAUAGCACCUCAGCAUCGGCAUCCUAUUCAUCGACAUCCUCAUCAUCGGCCUCGUCCUCAUCGAAUGUCCAUCACAACUCAUUGACCAAGGCCUCGGUGCAGGCCUUGAACAGUCACCAGCAACAGGAUUCAUUGCAUCAUAAAAACAAUUUCUUAUCGAAUGCUGCUCAAUAUGGUGCGGGUCAUCACAACAACUCCACCAUGCCACCUGCCGCAUCAUCAUCAUCCUCCACAUCGUCGUCGAAUGCGGGUGGUACCGGCUCAGAUUCACCCAAUGCUCACGAUGUCUUCGGCAUAAUGGACUUGUGUCCAAGUUGUGCUCAAUUAGCUCAUCAAUUGACAGCCAUUGAAUUGGAUCGUCUCUCACACAUAGGACCGGAAGAAUUUGUCCAGGCCUUUGCCAAGGAAUAUCAAAACUCAAUGACCAACAAAGAGGCCAGCAAUACGACGGGUUCGGGUGGUGGUCACAUCAUGAAUACCUCGCUGAAUGACAUGAAAAAGACACGCAACUUGGAAUCGUAUGUUGAGUGGUUUAAUCGCCUCAGUUAUUUGACGGCCUCGGAAAUUGUCAAGUAUCCCAAGAAGAAGCAGCGUGUGCGUGUCAUUGAGUAUUGGAUUGAAACGGCCCGAGAAUGUUUUAAUAUUGGAAAUUUCAAUAGCCUGAUGGCCAUAAUAGCUGGUCUAAAUUUGGCACCCAUUUCAAGGCUAAAGAAAACGUGGUCUAAAGUACAAUCUGCCAAAUUCUCCGUAUUAGAACAUCAAAUGGAUCCAACAUCGAAUUUUAAUAGCUAUCGCUCAACAUUGAAAGCGGCCAUGUGGCGUUCUGAAGGUGCCACCGAAGAACGUGAACGUAUUAUCAUUCCAUUUUUUAGUUUAUUUGUUAAGGAUUUGUAUUUUCUCAACGAGGGAUGUUCGAAUAGGCUACCCAACAAUCAUAUCAACUUCGAAAAAUGUUCUCAGCUUGCCAAACAAGUAAUGGAGUUCAACGAAUGGAAACAGGUGUCGUGUCCCUUUGAGAAAUUGUCCAAUGUGAUUGCCUAUCUGCAAAACGUGCCGGUACUCAAUGAAAACACUCUGUCGAUGGCCUCGUUCGAGUGUGAGCCGCCGGAAAACACUGAGGAAAAGGAUCGCUAUAAAACGGUGAAGGCCGAAAAUAAGCAACAACUUUUGCAGCAAUUGCAAGAACAACAAAUGCAACAGCAACAACACCAGCAACAACAACAGACACAACACUAAAACUAGUAUUUUAUUUUAUUUAGUUAUAUUUUUAAUUUUAAUUUAACGAAUUGUUUUUUUUUUCAAACUACUCUCAACAAGCUUGCCAUGUUUUUUUUUUAACUACAUACAUAUACAUAAAUAAUUUUUUAUACAAAAUUUUUUUUAUUGUUGUUUUGGAACAGUGGAACUCCUCACUGGCCAUAAACGAACGAGCGAACGAGUAGAUGUAUGUUUGUUUUCAAUUAUUAUAUAUAUAUAAAACAAAUUUUAGUUUUAAAUUUUGUAUUGGUGUCAUUGAGACAUGAUGUGUGAAGAAGCCGCCGCCAAUCAAGGCAAUAACUUCAAAAGUUAUUGUGCGAUAUUUUUUAAAAAAAGAAAAACAAAACAAAUUAUAGUCGUAUUGCUUAUAUUAGAUUGUAAGAUAAUAUAUUUUUGACACACACACACCCACAUACACAAACUAAAAUUUGCAUAUACAAAAGAAAAAUGUCAAUAACAAAAAAAAAAAAAAGGGGGAAAAAUCAAUCACAUGGAAAACUGCUUAAAAAUAAUGCAAAUAUUUUUAUUUCUUUUUUUGAACAAAAGAAAAAAACGCUUAUUGCAGGCCCAUAUUUUUCUAAAAACCCCAAAACAAGAAAAAAAUGAAAAAAAAAAAAAAAAGAAAAACGAAUGCCAGUAAUGAAAAUUAUUUCUGUCGUAUUAAUCAUGUACUUAAUGCAUUUAUAACGAUAUUGUUUAUAACUUAUUUAUAAUAACAAGAAAAAAACAACAACAACUAUUUUUAGAGUCUAAACUUCGUCAAAUUUUUCCCGACGAUGCGAUAUUGAAAACUUAUAAUAAUCUCAAUAUUUUAUCUUUAUUGGAUAAAAGUAAAUCUGCUUAAGAUAUUAA